UCAAUGAGGUGUUGAGUUUGAUCGUUAGCGAUGUCGAUGGUGAGUUAGAUUAUUGAUGCAGAGUUGAGAGUAUACUCAGACAAGGCUGUUACUUUGUUUUGCUUAAAUUAUCUCUUAAUGGUAUUGCCUUCGGCUGCACAUUGAACUUCAAGAGGUGCUGCAAAUGAACGUAGAGGUGAUGGAGUCCAGGGAGGAAGGUAAAAGAAGACAUUUUACUCUGGGCGUUUUGGAAUGUUUCCAGCUGAGGACAGAAUGUCUGGAGCUGCAAUAACAUGUGCCGUCUUCAUUUGCCUCCUACAGGGGAUGCAAAGUGUUACAGGCUGCAACCACACGUUGACGGGUAAUUCUGGAGUGUUCUCGUCACCGAACUACCCGGGGUUCUAUCCCUCCAAUGUUGACUGCUACUACACCAUCGAUGCCGGCCCCAAACUUAUUCGACUCAUAUUUCUGGACUUUGCAGUCGAAAUAGGCUAUGACUUUGCGAAGGUAUACGAUGGCUCCAACAAUCUGCUGAGUGCGCUGGACGGAAGUAAGGGCAUGUACGUCAUCCAGCCAGCCACCUUCUAUAAAGUUCUGUUUCAUACCGAUACGUUAAUCCAUUACAGCGGCUUCAAUGCAACAUGGACAAUCUCUGCCGCCGCCUUAGCUGAAGACGUUCCCGCUCGCAUCCACGGUCGUUGUAGCUAUCACGAAGAUGUUGUUCGCCAGUCCACAUCCGGGUUCUCCCUUGGUCACCUUGAACUACUGAGCACAGUCACCAUCUUCGACUGCAUGUUCAUCUGUAAGGAAGAUAGUUUAUGCACGGCGUUCCAUUACCAGAAUCAAGAUUGUUCCUUCUAUUUCAACUUUCCUUGUAAUGAUACCCUCCCGGCAUUGCUGUACAUGGGAAUGUGACGUCUAC
Messenger RNA from Haliotis rubra (blacklip abalone), 901 nucleotides. RefSeq names its product low-density lipoprotein receptor-related protein 12-like. NCBI's taxonomy places the organism in Eukaryota, Metazoa, Mollusca, Gastropoda, Lepetellida, Haliotidae. The record is from RefSeq and is a predicted model, not a curated record. The coding region runs from base 232 to 894 and encodes 220 amino acids. The transcript is spliced from 4 exons.